GACCUCCGAGAGAAGCGCGAAGAGCUGAACCGCCAGAUCCUGAAGGAAGAAGAGGAUAAGGCGAAGAUCCAAAAGGAGCUCUCCAUCCUGACGGACCGACUUCAGAAGAUCAACGAGAGCUUGGUCAGGAAGACCCAGGCCCGGAACGAGUACGACAAGACCAUCCAGGAAACCGAGGCAGCAUACAUGAAGAUCCUGGAGUCCUCUCAGACGUUGCUACACGUGCUCAAGCGUGAAACU
This is a messenger RNA of Symbiodinium pilosum, 240 nucleotides long. Lineage: Eukaryota; Dinophyceae; Suessiales; Symbiodiniaceae. The record is from the annotation of a GenBank genome assembly.